Messenger RNA from Acanthosepion pharaonis, 459 nucleotides. The record is from the annotation of a GenBank genome assembly. Lineage: Eukaryota; Metazoa; Mollusca; Cephalopoda; Sepiida; Sepiidae.
AUGAUGGAUCCACCUAGCCAUUUCAAGGGAAACCAGACACUACUUCGAGGUAUCUAUCUCAAAAAAUGUUUUCUAUCUCCCACGUUUCUUCCUAACGUUUCUCCAAUCUCCCACUGGUUUUCUCCUCUCUCUUUCUCACUUCGAUUUUCUGCACAUCGAUGUUUUAUACUUCUUUCCAUAAUUCCUCUCUCUCGCUCUCUCUCUCUCUCACACACACACACACACACACAAAGACACACACACAAACAGUGUCUGUCUGUCUACCUGUCUGUCUGUCUCUCUCUCUCAAGUCACUCCUCUUCUUACCGUUAUUUUCGACUCGCGUUUUACUUUUUCCUUCAUUUUUAUCUAUUUUUCUUACUGUUUUUCUUUUUUAUCCCAUUUCUUUCUCUCUCUCUCUCUCUCUCUCUCUCUCUCUCUCUCUCUCUCUCCUCUAUUUACUCUGCAGCUUUCCUUUGA